Molecule: messenger RNA, 390 nt
Organism: Benincasa hispida (wax gourd)
Lineage: Eukaryota; Viridiplantae; Streptophyta; Magnoliopsida; Cucurbitales; Cucurbitaceae
Source: RefSeq, a predicted model, not a curated record
AUGGGUGAAAUCUACGCUAGUUGGAAAAAUACAAUCAAUACUAUUCUGAUCAUCGACGACCAUCUCUUUAUCCUAAUGGAGGAGUGUCCUCUCCGUCCACCUGCCAAUGCUUCUCGAAUUGUUCGGGAAGCAUAUGAACGCUGGAAAAGGCUCAGGCAUGACACUCUCAAGUACAUCUUCAAUGCCUGUAUGCAAGAGGGGGCAUCAAUUCGAGAACAUGUUCUCAACAUGAUGAUCUACUUCAAUGUGGCUGAGAUGAAUGGGUCAAGCAUUGAUGAGGCCAACCAGGGGAAAGAAAAAGAUAUAGAAGAAAGAUUCCCCGAUGAAUUGCUGAUGUCAGUAGACAUUAAUGUUCCUGGUAUGUUGGACAUUGUGAACUUCAUCGUUUAA